Molecule: messenger RNA, 1374 nt
Organism: Geodia barretti
Lineage: Eukaryota; Metazoa; Porifera; Demospongiae; Tetractinellida; Geodiidae
Source: the annotation of a GenBank genome assembly
AUGGGAAACACGAUCUCUUCACUACUGACCGGUGACCCCAACGACAUAUCACUAAAUCUCAUAGGUCUGUAUGGCUAUCAGAAUGUGGUGAUCCACACAGCCCAGGUCCUGGGCUCUGGAUCCUACGGCAAUGUGGUGAAGGCAACACUGGAUAAAAAGUCAUGUGCUGCUAAAAUCCUCCAUCGAGUCAUCGUGGACUCCCAGGACCCUGGACUCUCUGACUUCAUCUCUCGAUUUGAGCAGGAGUGCCAGAUCUUGCGAGACCUGAAACACCCCAACAUAGUCCAGUUCCUGGGUGUGGUCCAAGACCCCACCACCAACAAGCCCAUUCUCCUCAUGGAGCUGAUGAAAGACAGUCUGACGCACUUUCUGGAGAGCUCGCCAACCGACAUACCCUACCACGUCCAAGCGAACAUCUCCCACGACAUAGCUCUAGCAGUGGCUCACCUGCACAGGAAUGGCAUCCUCCAUCGAGACCUGUCCAGCAACAACAUCCUCCUGAAUGCCAGCCACCUGGCCAAGGUGACCGACUUUGGCAUGUCCAAGAUCGCAGCCUCCAAUCCCUCCAUGACCCGCAGUAAGGUGACCCAGUGUCCAGGAACACUGGUCUACAUGCCACCAGAGGCCCUUCGUCCCCAGCCUCGCUACUCCGACAAGAUCGACACUUUCUCCAUUGGAGUUCUCCUUCUCCAGAUUGUCACCAGAAAGUUCCCUGCUCCCACUGCCGCUUCUGUUGUAAGGGAAGAUCCAAACUCCCCCACGGAAGAAAGCUACAUUCCGGUUUCCGAGAUUAACCGAAGAAAAGUGGAUCUUGACAAAGUCCUAGUUUCCCAUGGUUUUCUUCCAGUCAUUAGGGACUGCCUCAAAGACAAAAGUAAAGACAGACCAACAGCUGCCCAGCUCUGCCGCAGUCUGGGCCAACUAAAGCAUACUGCAGUCUACAGUGGGAGUCUUGGUGCGCUACCUUUUGAUGGAAGAACAGAGCUCCACGAUGCUGCUGAGAGAGGAGAUGUGAAGGCAGUUGAGAGACUCCUCUCCACUUCUGUCAAUAUCAACUCCAGGACUGAGGAUGAAGGAGACACUGCUCUACUGUUAGCCUCUUACCUAGGUCAUGUUGAGGUUGUACGUCUGUUGCUCAAGGCUGGGGCUGCAGUCUUCAUUCCUGACAAGUGUCGCAAGACUCCACUGUACAUGGCUUCAUUCUAUGGUCACAGAGCAGUAGUGGAGCUGCUACUAGAGAAUGGAGCUGAUGUCAGCAUCUGCAGUGAGGAUGGUCACAGUCCGCUCUAUGUUGCCAGUUGUAAUGGACACACUGAGGUGGUGGAUGUUCUGGUGAAAGCAGGAGCUGAUGUCAAUCAGGCUACAAUCAGGUAU